Molecule: messenger RNA, 1246 nt
Organism: Vitrella brassicaformis
Lineage: Eukaryota; Vitrellaceae
Source: the annotation of a GenBank genome assembly
CAGCAAUGGACUUGAUUGAUUGAAUGCACUCACACAUACCAACAUACAUGGGAUGACCACAUGAACACACGCCAGUCCGUCCUCAGACGCCAUCAUGUCGCCCAUGUCACUCGGGGACAAUUGACGAUGCACUGACACCACAUAUAUGCUCUUCCGCCCGCCGCUCCCAUCACUGUGUCCAACCAGUCAGCUAUCGACACAGAAACACAUCCAUGCACUAAGAAGGGGCUAUGCACAUGGCAGCCGCGCCAGGUCUAACGAUACACAUGGCCGCCAAGAGUCGUCACCCGACUGGCUCUCAUCGGCAGUCAGCCCAUAAUGCGCUGUUUCUAUCUGAUCGAUGCACUACUCGGCAACCGCGUGGGACGCGGCCUCCCUGCUCUCUCCCUCCCUCUCAGCACGCGCAAAACUCGAACGCCCGUGCAUUCUUAUCUAAGAAAGCAGCGCCGGACACCAUCUUGUUUAUCGGGUCACAAUCACAUAGCGAGACAGUGAUGGAGGUGGUGUGAGGGUAUAGGGUGCACUCGGAGAUGGCAGGCACCUCUGAGGAACCCAGUGCUUCCACACAGACCCUCUCUAGCUUGACAGUGGGGGGCAGCUGCGACAGGCAAAACGCUGCCACACCCAGGUUGGGCAACGAGGCCAGAUCUGUCGUGAGCCUGUCUAACGUGCCCAGCAACGUGCCCAGCAACGUGCCCAGGCCAUUGGGCCCCACAGGCAUCUCAUGACACACCCUCCGGAAGCCGUCGCCCAUGGUGAGGGUGAGAUGGGUGAUGUUGGGCAGGUGGCGAUUGCCACCAGUGGUGUCGCUCCUCGCGGCCAUCCACUGAGGCACACUCGAGAAGGCCGUGGACGACCCCAGCCUCUUCACCGAUAGCGUGGUGGCCGUUGUGGAAGACAGCAGGCCGGCCACGACUGGUGUAGAGGCUUCCCGCCACACUGGAGAGUGACCUGCAUUCAGACAGAAGGACAGGACACAAAAGGAGCAGGAAUGAAUGUUCGUCUUUUUGUCGCCUCGAUCGAUAUAUCUUGAUGCGCUGCUCACCUUAUCAGCCGUGCCGCUCGUCUUUCUUAUCAUUCUCGCCAUAAGGCAGUGGGUGCAGGAGGGCAAGUGAUGAGAUCUCUGGCACAGUCGACAGCCAGCUCAGUCGCCCUCCACUCGACCGUGCACUUGACGGAGCUCUGAUCUGCUUCAACAGCGGGACUUCAACAGCGGGACCAACUGACGCACAUUCGCCUUGUCAGC